AUGCAAACCAUCCAGACUAUAGAGACACACUUCCCCUUGUUGCGAGAGAUCUUCUACCCUUCUACUUUCAGCCAUCAGGAGAGAGACCGGAGAAAGAGCAGCCUUACAAGCCUUAUUAGGAAACAAAAACAUCUACAGAAAGGGUUUGAUUCAAAGCCCCAGUCAUGUGAGGAUGUACCGGGCCGAGCCGAGCAUCCUCGGUUCAGCCGAUCCUCCAGCAUACCAGGAUGUGAAUCACCAAAUCGAGCUUUUGGCCGAGGGAGAGAGAGGAUUCAAGAAGGAGAGCAAGAAAAUGCAAAAGAGAUAGAUGAAGCGCCACCCCCCUUUAUGUCUUCCGUCGGAGCGUCACCGGUUACAUCAUCGAACCAGCUGCUACCAACCACAGAGGGAGAGGGUGAGGGAUUACAGAGUGAGGGACAGAGAAAGCCAGAGUGCUCAAACCAGAAAUUGGAGGCACAGACUAAACAGCAGAAGCAGAAAGAGCAACCAGAGAAUACUCACUCUCGGCAUGGCUUGAUUGCCAAAGGGGUUCGCUUGCUGAGGAACAUGGGUAACCAGGAAGCCAAGCAAAAGAAGGCAGGUGCACCCAGGGCAGAGUGCAUCACAGACCUGUAUGGAUUUAAUUAUAAAGGCGCAGAGGGCUCCAGAAAGAUAAAGAAGUCCCAGGACAAAGUCAGAAAAUCAUCUGCUGACUCGGCUGAGAAGAAGUCCGAAACUGAAAGCUCCACGAGUUCUGUAUUCUCCAACAUUCACAUACGGAAUCGACUGUCCAAGAAGCCAGGGUCCAAAAACAAUAUAGAUAUUAAUUGUGAAAGUGGUGGUGGUGAUGUUGAUGGAACCAAUUUAAAGAAGGAUCUAGAAGGCCUUACAUGUGACAGCAUUUCAGAAAAAAAUAGGUGGAUUCCAGGAAGUAGAGAAUCAUCUGUGGAUAUGGGUGUGGAACACGGAAUGGGAGAGAGCAGCAAGUCGGGGUCUGACACUGAUCUCUGUAGCUUUCAUUCAGCCUUUGAUAGCCAAGAUAUGUUAACAGAUAUCCAGUGUAUCAUUGAACAGCAGCAGUGGGGCAAUAAAAUAGAAGGGUGUUUAGAAGGAGGAAAACCUGAGAUCAUUCAAGAUCUGGAGAACGAUGAACCUCAGGAAGAUGAAGCAUCUUUGUUUUUAGCUGCGGACGUGGAUGUACCAUACAUACCCUCCUCUUCCUUUGCUAAUUUUCAUGAUGGAAAGACUGAAAUAGUAGCUUCAUUGUCUGAAACCAGGCCAAGAAGUCAAUCUGUUUGGAGCUCAAAUGGCCUGAAGAUAUCGCAUGACCAAAAUAUGGCCCCUGUCACCAAAUCAGAAAGCAUCCAUAACAUCCAGGCUAAUUUAAUUAAAGGGUCUAAUAGCUUCAGCACUCAGGACACCUCAAACAGCAUGUCCUACAAAAGAACUGAGGAGAAUCUGGAAGAAGGCUCCUCUGCCUCAUCCCCAAUUGAUGAGUGUCUUCAAGGAAACAAUGAUGACUCUAUUGAGCUGCUUACUGAUCUCAGAGUUGACCCAGGAACAAAGGUUCAGCAGAUAAAUUUUAUGCCACAGAAUAGUAUUAGUGCUGUGGAUCUCAAUUUGGCACCUAGUGUGGAGCAAAAUGUAUUAAUGGUGCAGACAAGGCCAAACAUCCCUGCCCAGAUAAGGAGGAAAAGUACUGGCACUUCAUUAACCCCCUGGAUGUUGGAGAACAUUGCUGAACGAGGUUUACACCCAAGCAAAUUCUCAAGUUCUGGAGUCAAACUGUACCCUACCAUCCAGCCAUCUUAUGUGAAGACCACUACAAGGCAGUUGUCGUCUCCUCCACACUCCCCCAAUGCCACACCUGCUCAAAGCCCCUCAUGUCCACGCAAACUCAGCCAAGAUCUUAAACAGGCAUCACUCAGAACUGAAUGUUGGAGGACACACAGACCACGUUCCUGUAGCAUCGCAAGCCCGGAAAGUUUUGAUAGUAGCUGGUAUCAGGCUUUAGACAGGUGUCAUGAACUUUCACAACGAGAAUUCCACACUCAGCAACCAUCUUCUGGUCUUCAGGCAACUGCCAGAACCACAUUUCAGGAUGUAUUCUCAGGUCAAUCUCUGUUAUCUAGAUGCACUGCUGCUCAUGGUGAUAAUGAAGAAGCAAAGAAGUUUUGUUCACUCUUCCUGGCUUUGGGAAUUCUUCAGCCCUUCGACGACUGCCUCGGAAAGCCAAUCACAGGAAGUGAUGCGGUCAACAAGCCCGUUUUUAAUAAGGACACGUUGUACACAUGGACCCCACUUGGUCAGCCUGAGGUUCGGGCUCCAGGGCGAUUACAUACCCCUUGGCCUCCAGCCUACUCUACAGCCCAGCCUGCUGUACAGGAUUGGAAUACAGCGUCAACUGAUAAUCUGGAGAGAACGAUCAAAGAGUUAAGAGAGAAGAUACAACAUCUAGAGCAACCCAGCAGACCUGUUAACUCCUCUGAAGAAGGAGAUGGUGCAUAUGGUGUUAAUCCUGGUCAUGCAUUCACAAAAGUCAAUGGACGAAUGUCUCGUUAUGAGGCGCGGUCAGUCCAAACCUCUCCCAUUGAGGAGGAAUUCAAGUUUACAGUGCCUUUAUCUGACCAGUCAGGAGCGUGUGAUGUAACUGACAGCACCACUUCAUCAGGAGUACAACUACACAAGUGCCAAAUACUACAGCAGAAGGGCACAACACAAAGUCUUCCACCUUCUUCACAUUCUAUUCUGACUAGUGCCACUGUAUCUACAGGUUCUACUAUGCUGCCCCCAACUUUGGGACAAGAUUUUUCGGUAGCAAAACCUCCUCCACACUCACCAACUCUCUACCCCCUGACUACAACUGUUCAACUUGUGGUGAAGGUCCCACCUCCUCCCCCUCUUCCACUACCUCCUUCAAGCAUUGGACCAACACCACCACCACCACCACCUCCACCUCCUCCACCUCUUCCAAGUUUUGGACCUCCUCCUCCUUUACCUCUUAUAAGUUUUGGACCUCCACCUCCUCCACCGCUUCCAGGUUUUGGACCUCCACCUCCUCCAUCGCUUUCAGGUUUUGGACCUCCACCUCCUCCACCGCUUCCAGGUUUUGGACCUCCACCUCCUCCACCUCUUCCAGGUUUUGGACCUCCACCUCCUCCACCUCUUCCAGGUUUUGGACCUCCACCUCCUCCUGGGUGUGGACCUGUUUCUCCACCCUCUUUCAGGUCAAUGUCAGUGAGUUUCUCUCAGGACUCUGUCCCCUCGAAGGCAGUCAUCGAGACUCCACGAGCCAUGAAGCCUUUAUAUUGGACCAGAAUACAGCUGCAUGCCAAAAGAGAUCCAAAGACACAACUGGUAUGGGAGAAGGUGGAAGAGCCACCUAUUGACUUUGCAGAGUUUGUUGAGCUUUUUGCCAAAAGUGCAGUAAAAGAGAAGAGGAAGCCAAUCUCUGAUACCAUCCCCAAGUCCAAGACUAAACAGGUAAUGAAGGUUUUGAACAACAAGCGAUCACAGGCUGUAGGAAUCCUGAUGUCCAGUCUGCAUUUGGACAUGAAAGACAUUAAGCAUGCCAUCUUGAACAUGGACAAUGGUGUGGUUGACCUGGAGACCCUUCAGGCGCUGUAUGAAAAUCGAGCCCAGAGAGAAGAAAUGGAUCAGAUCGAGCGACACCUCAAGUCCAGCAAAGGGAAAGAGCAACCACUAGACAAGCCUGAACAGUUCCUGCUGCAGCUGGCGGAGAUUCCUCAGUUCUCAGAACGAGUUUUCUGCAUCCUGGUUCAAUCCACAUUCACUGAGAGCAUCAGCUCUGUAACAAGGAAGAUCAGCCUGCUGCAGAGAGUGUGCAUGGCUCUGAGCAGUAGUAAAGGUGUGCUGCAGCUUCUCGGUCUGAUUCUCGCAUUCGGAAACUUCAUGAAUGGAGGGAACAGGAGUCGGGGACAAGCAGACGGCUUUACGCUUGAUGUCCUGCCCAAACUCAAAGAUGUUAAGAGCAGUGAUAACUCCCGGAGUCUCCUCUCCUUCAUCGUUGCUUAUUAUAUGCGACACUUUGAAGAGGAUGCAGGGCAGGACACGUGUGUGUACCUUUUACCGGAGCCACAGGACCUUUUCCAGGCAUCACAAAUGAAGUUUGACGAUUUCCGCCGAGACCUCAAUAAACUACGCAAAGAUCUAAAUGCUUGUUCAUCUGAGACCGAGAAAGUGUGUGUUACAUCUUCAGAGGAACAUCAACAGCCCUUUAAGGACAAAAUGGAAGAGUUUCUUACUCAGGCAAGGACAGAUCUGGAGGUUCAGGAAAAGCAGCUCAUUGAAACCCAAAAAAGCUUCCUGGAGCUGAGUGCUUUUUUCUCAGUGAAACCUAAAGGAGAUGAAAAGGAGGUGUCUCCAAAUACAUUCUUCUCUGUGUGGUAUGAGUUCUCCUCAGACUUUAAAGACCUGUGGAAAAAAGAAAACAAACUUCUGCUGAAGGAACGAUUAAAAGCAGCCGAAGAGACGAUCAGACAGACACGAGAGAAAGCAGCCUACAGCGUCAAACCUAAACACGCCUCCGGGAUGAAAGCCAAACUGGGGCAGAAGAUCUGAAGCUUUGAUCUGAAGCUGUUAAACAUUUUCUGUCCUCUUACACUCCUAAUUAAAUGCAUGCUGAGUAGGAUCGUUAGCUGUGGAGCUGAAUCGGCGGGCGAACCAAAGUGAAACGAGAAACACGAAGCUGCAAUGCAAAUGACACAAGUUUAGCCAUUUUUUUUUAUCAAUUAAAGUAGCUAUAAAUGAUAUAAUGCUUCUUUUUGGUUUCUUUUUCUUUUUUUUA
Messenger RNA from Silurus meridionalis, 4786 nucleotides. RefSeq names its product formin 2a (gene fmn2a). Gene Ontology annotation, molecular function: microtubule binding. The coding region runs from base 1 to 4560 and encodes 1519 amino acids. Gene Ontology annotation, cellular component: nucleus; actin filament; endoplasmic reticulum membrane. The record is from RefSeq and is a predicted model, not a curated record. The transcript is spliced from 17 exons. Gene Ontology annotation, biological process: intracellular transport; actin nucleation. NCBI's taxonomy places the organism in Eukaryota, Metazoa, Chordata, Actinopteri, Siluriformes, Siluridae.